AUGAUGAAAUUGCUAAUAAUUAAAUUAUUUAUAAUUUUUUCAAUACUUUUUACAAAUUUUACUUCAGCUGAAAUAAAAAUAGUUAGUCCAUCAUCAAAGUACUAUUUUGUAUCUGGAGGAAAUAAUUCAGUAAUAUGGACGUUUGAUAAAACUAUUGAUCCAAAAGUAUUUUCUGCAUAUUUAAAUAAUCCCGACAUUGCAAGCUUGAAAGAUUUUGCAAUUUUAAGCGCAACUGAUAUAGCACUUGGGACAGCCGAUGUCUCAAUCCCGUCUAGCCUAAUUAAUACUGGAUUUGUUAUAAAAUUUACGAAUAUUUACAAUAUUAGUGAUAUAUAUGCAACCUCUGAACCAUUUGAAAUAAAACCAGCUGGAUCAACUCCCAUUACAUACGUACCACCAGUACCCACUGCCUCCCCAUCAUCAACGAGUGCAUCUAAAUCCUCAUUAGAAUCUUUAUUCAGCAAUAGAUUUUUAAUCAUUAGUGCUAUCAGAAGAGAUUAUCCAUUAGGUUAUAAUUACUUUAAACCAAAAUUGAAGUCUGCUUUUAUUAAGAAAAGUGAAUUAACCGAUCCAUCAAAAAUACAAGAAGCAAUUAAUCACGGAGAAUAUGUUUUAAAAGAAAUUCGAUAUCCUCAAGAAUUGGAAAACAAAUAUAGAGUAACAGCGAAAGUACUUGGCACAGGUUCUUUUGCUGUUGUAAAAGAAUGUGUAGAAAAAAAAACUAAUGAAAGCUAUGCAUUGAAAAUACUCACAAAGAAAGUAUUAAAAGGAAAGGAAAAAAUUCUUUCUACUGAACUUGAUAUACUAAAAAAAGUUCAUCAUCCGUAUGUAGUCUCUCUGCAUGAUUUAUACGAAUCUAAAGAGGGAGUAUUUAUUGUAACAGAUUUAGCAUCUGGUGGAGAAUUAUUUAGUCAAUUAUUACUUAAAGGUUCAUAUACCGAAAAAGAUGCAGCAGAUUUGGCUAGAAAAUUACUUGAAGGUGUUGCAUAUUUACAUGAUUUGGGAAUUGUCCACAGGGAUUUAAAACCUGAAAAUUUAUUAUUUAAAGAUACAUCAGAAGAUGCUGAUAUUCUGAUAACAGACUUUGGUUUAUCGAAAAUUCUAACAAGUACAGAAGAUGUAUUGUUUACUGCGUGUGGAACACCUGAUUAUGUCGCACCAGAAGUUUUGUUACAAGUUGGACAUAAUAAACCUGUUGAUGUUUGGAGUAUAGGUGUGAUACUUUAUGUAAUGUUAUGUGGUUAUACACCAUUCUGGGGCGAAAAUCAAGCUGAAUUGUUUGAAUCUAUUAUGUCGGGCGAAUAUGAUUUUGAAGAAGAAUAUUGGUCAGAAAUAUCAGACUCUGCAAUGGAUUUAAUAGAAAAAAUGUUAACACAUGACCCUUCUAAGAGAAUAACGGCUAAAGAAGCAUGUAAACAUCCUUGGUUUGAAUCAGCCAAAAAAGUUGAUAUUCUUGAAAAAGUUAAAAGUAAUUUUUCAGCCAAGGAAAGAUUCAAAAAAGCAGUUCAUAUUGUACGAGGAGUUAACAGAUUGCGUAAAUCUGCAAGUUCAACCACGAUUGAUAAUGUUAAUAAUAGUCAUGAACUUGUUGACAAAAAAGAAAAUAUAUCAACCAUCUCCAUAGAACUCCAACAAGAAGAGAACAAACAUGUUGAAGAGGGAAGCGAAGUAGAGAAGGAACAAAAAGAUGAUGAUGGCAACAAUAUUAAUAAUGAUGAAAUUAAAAAAGAAAAUAUUGUAGAAAAUGCUCCAAAACCCUAA
Messenger RNA from Entrophospora sp. SA101, 1761 nucleotides. The record is from the annotation of a GenBank genome assembly. Lineage: Eukaryota; Fungi; Glomeromycota; Glomeromycetes; Entrophosporales; Entrophosporaceae.